AUGUAUCAACUUCCGCAUUAUUCUGAUGCGCUCAAACAAUUUCCAUCAGCUGCACUCACAGCAUAUUUUUCUACUGGCGCUGGUUCCGGUGGUAUUGGCAAUGCAAAUAGUGGAAAUCCAAUGAGUUCGGCCGGUGGUCAUCAUUCAUUAGCUGCAGCAGCUGCAGCCGCUGCUGCUGUUGUUUCGCACAAUAAUCCAUUUUCGAUCGAUAAUAUUCUUGCACCACGUCCACGUUUAUCCGUACCAUUAUCUUCUUACUAUGGUGCAACAUCAGCAAGUACUGCUCAGGCGGCUGCCGACUUUUAUUCAUAUCCUGCAUUACAAAAUUUUUUUGCUGCUACAAUGGCUCAAAAUCAUAAACGAAAACGAAGACAUCGAACUAUUUUUUCUGAAGAACAACUUGAACAAUUGGAAGAAGCUUUCAAUCGAACACAUUAUCCUGAUGUUAUGAUGAGAGAAGAUUUAGCAAUGAAAAUUGAUCUUAAAGAAGAACGUGUUGAGGUUUGGUUUAAAAAUCGUCGAGCAAAAUAUCGAAAACAAAAACGUGAAGCAACUGAAAGAUGUCGUCGUGAAGCUCUUGAUAAAUCUCAGCGAACGGAUGGUGAAAGUACAGCAACCGGUUCAUCGACGCCAGGUGCUGGUUCAAGUUCUUCAUCGAGUAGUGUUGGUCAAGAAACAUCAACAAUUAAUGAUCAUUCAUUAACAACAUCACAACAUCUUGCUGUAUGCCCAACAGCAUUGACUUCAGCAGCAAGCAGUAAUAGUAAUAGUUCAACAUCAGACUUAUCACCUGGAAUUCAAUCAGCACAAUCACCAACUUAUUGUCAACAGCCAUUAGCUUUGACAACGACAAAUUCACGAAACAACAACAAUAAUAAUAAUAAUAAUACCAAUACCACUACAAACAAUAACAUCAAUAAUAAUAACAACAAUACUUUAAAUCAUCAUUCACGUAAAGACACUUUUCCAAUAAAUCAUAUUCGACAACAACAAUCUAUGGCAACAAAUAAUUCGAAUGGGCCUUAUCUUAAACUUUAA
Rotaria socialis is the source of this 1038-nucleotide messenger RNA. Lineage: Eukaryota; Metazoa; Rotifera; Eurotatoria; Philodinida; Philodinidae. The record is from the annotation of a GenBank genome assembly.